CUACAUCUCUUCUACUAUCUUUCUCUCUAUCUUUGCACAUAAAAAAGGCUUAAACCCUUUUUUUCCAUUCAAAAGUGCAAAAAACAAAGAUCAUAAUCAUGCCAGAAACACCAAAGAUCACGCAGAAACCUACAGAUUACAGCCUGGAACUGAAGAACAAGAAAACCCUUCAGUUCAUUGAGGAUGUGACUUCAAAUGCUGAUGAAGUUCAAAGGAAAGUCCUGGAAGAGAUUCUUGAACGUAAUGCUCAUGUUGAGUACCUGCAAACACAUGGCCUCAAUGGUCACACUGAUAGAGGGAGUUUCAAGAAGAUCAUGCCUGUCAUCACCUAUGAGGAUAUCCAGCCUCAUGUUGAGCGUAUCGCCAAUGGCGAUACGUCUCCGAUCCUUUGUUCCAAUCCUAUUUCUGAGUUCUUGACAAGCUCGGGGACUUCAGGUGGGGAGAGGAAGCUGAUGCCGACGAUCGAGGAGGAGCUUGGGAGGAGGUCAUUGCUCUACAGCCUAUUGAUGCCUGUUAUGAGCCAAUUUUUCCCUGGUCUAGACAAGGUCAAAGGGAUGUAUUUUUUGUUUAUAAAAUCUGAGGCCAAGACACCUGGUGGCCUUGUGGCACGCCCUGUGCUCACUAGCUACUACAAAAGCAGCCAUUUCAAAGAUAGACCAUAUGACCCUUACACAAACUACACCAGCCCAAAUGAGACCAUUCUUUGUCCCGAUUCUUACCAAAGCAUGUACUCUCAAAUGCUUUGUGGACUUUGCCAACACAAGGAAGUCCUCAGGGUGGGUGCUGUUUUCGCCUCUGGCUUCGUAAGGGCCAUCAAAUUUCUUGAGAAACAUUGGCGUCUCCUUUGUAAUGAUAUAAGGACAGGUACCAUUGAUUCCCAAAUCACUGACCAAUCUGUCAGGGAGGCUGUUAUGAACAUCCUGAAACCUGAUCCUAAACUUGCCGAUUUCAUCGAGGCCGAGUGUAGCAAAAGUUCUUGGCAGGGUAUCAUAACAAAGUUAUGGCCUAACACAAAGUAUGUGGAUGUGAUUGUGACUGGAACCAUGUCACAGUAUAUUCCCACUCUUGAUUACUAUAGCAAUGGCCUCCCUCUUGUCUGCACCAUGUAUGCAUCUAGUGAAUGCUACUUCGGUGUCAAUCUUAACCCUCUUUGCAAGCCGAGUGAAGUUUCCUAUACUCUCAUUCCCACGAUGGCCUAUUUCGAGUUCUUGCCGAUUCAAAUGAACAAUGGGGUUACUAAUUCCAUUUCUGUGCCCAAAACUCUCAAUGAGAAAGAACAAGAACUGGUUGACCUUGUUGAUGUUAAGCUUGGCCAAGAGUAUGAGCUUGUUGUCACCACUUAUUCAGGCCUUUAUCGUUACAGAGUCGGUGAUGUGCUCAGGGUAGCAGGGUUCAAGAACAAUGCACCGCAGUUCAAUUUCAUAUGCAGGAAGAAUGUGGUUUUGUGCAUCGAUUCGGACAAGACCAAUGAGAUUGAACUUCAAAAUUCUGUGAAGAAUGCAGUGAACCAUUUGCUUCCGUUCGAUGCAACGUUGGCCGAGUACACCAGUUAUGCCGAUACCACUACAAUUCCAGGCCACUAUGUGCUCUACUGGGAACUCAGUCUCAAUGGUACCACCACAAUUUCUCCCUCUGUUUUCAAGGACUGUUGCUUGACUAUCGAAGAGUCCCUUAACAGCGUAUACCGCCAAGGGCGUGUAUGUGACAAAUCAAUCGGACCCCUCGAGAUCAAGAUCGUCGAACCAGGGACAUUCGACAAGCUGAUGGAUUAUGCCAUUACCUUAGGUGCAUCAAUUAACCAGUACAAGACUCCGAGAUGUGUGAAAUUUGCUCCCAUUGUCGAGCUUCUGAACUCAAGGGCCGUGUCUAGUUACUUCAGCCCUAAAUGCCCCAAAUGGUUCCCAGGACACAAGCAAUGGGGCAGCAUGAAUUAAGUGGAAUGAAUGGAAUAAUAAUACUCUUAAA
Hibiscus syriacus is the source of this 1965-nucleotide messenger RNA. Its product is annotated as indole-3-acetic acid-amido synthetase GH3.6-like. Bases 99 to 1934 code for a protein of 611 amino acids. The record is from RefSeq and is a predicted model, not a curated record. Lineage: Eukaryota; Viridiplantae; Streptophyta; Magnoliopsida; Malvales; Malvaceae. The transcript is spliced from 3 exons. Gene Ontology annotation, molecular function: indole-3-acetic acid amido synthetase activity. Gene Ontology annotation, cellular component: cytoplasm.